Molecule: messenger RNA, 507 nt
Organism: Monoraphidium neglectum
Lineage: Eukaryota; Viridiplantae; Chlorophyta; Chlorophyceae; Sphaeropleales; Selenastraceae
Exons: 4
Coding region: 1-507 (168 amino acids)
Molecular function (GO): 5'-nucleotidase activity
Source: RefSeq, a predicted model, not a curated record
AUGGAGAGACUUGACGACAGGAUAGGCCCCAUGCUGGAGCAGGACGGCAGCCACUUUAGUAAACGGUGGGGCUUCCUGUCUCGGGCUGGACUCAACGACAAGAGCCAGCUGUGCCGCCAGAUUGAGAAGUAUGCCGACGUCUACACCAGCCGCGUCUCCAACUUCAUGCGCUACACACCCUACGCGUACUUCAGGCGGGCGGGGUCCCCCAGCCAGAGCUUGGCGCACGACCGUGGCCUCACCUCGUACUACGAAAGGGUACUCCGGGGCAGGGAGGAUGACGAGGAUGAGGCAGCAAACAUAGGGGCUGCCAGAGGACGGCCAGGCAGCGGCGGCGCUGCGGCGCAUGGGUCGGCCAACGGGGGCCAUGCAGGAGUUAGCCCCGCCGCCAGCGGGAGCUGGAGUGCUGCUCUCUCUGAGGACCAGAUCAGCGACGGCGGCGAGGCAGGGACCAACAGCAGCAGCGGGAGCCAGGAGCACCCCGGCGAGCAGCCGGUGACGCGUUGA